AUGUAUCUAGUUCUUCUUUAUCUCUCACUCAAUCCAACUCAAUUUCCCAUUGUUACUAAGAUACUUACUAGGAGGGUCAGUAAGACAUCUUACUACUAUUGGUAUACCUCUGGUAUAGCUUUAUCCCCAACUGAGGCCACUGAAGAGGAGAAUGAGGAUGUUCCCCGAGACCUGGACAUACUAGUAUCCAGCGCAUAUGAGAACGACCAGCAAAUGAAAGAUAUCAUCGAGGCAAAGCAAAGGGGUGACCGCCGCCUACCCCCUCACAUAAUUGCCAGCGGAAUCAAGCUCUCUAUGGGAGAUAUUGAAGUACGAGACAACAAGAUAUGGCUGGGCAAACGCUUAAUGAUCCCAAACGACACCGAUCUCCGGCGCAUGAUAUUUGAAGCUCAUCACACUGUCAGAACAGCAGGUCACCCAGGCGCGAAGAGCAUGUAUCGCAGCCUUCUGAGAGGAUAUUUCUGGCCAGGCAUGAAGGAGGACUGCAAACAGUACGCAGAUAACUGUCACGACUGCCGCAGAGCUAAGGCUCGCACAGUACUCAAGCAGGGCCUAUUAAAACCAUUGCCAGUCCCACAACGACGGUGGCUAGAUAUCUCAAUGGAUUUCAUCACCGAACUGCCACCGUGCCACCGGAAGGGACGAACGUACAAUCAUAUCAUGACAGUAGUAGACCGGCUUGGCAAGGGACGAAUAUUUGAACCGUUGAUGACUUUGGAAGUUGAAGAGGUUUAUGAGGCUGUGAACCGGAGAGUCUUUUGCACACGGGGUUUACCCGCCUCUAUUGUCUCAGACCGAGGGCCUCAGUUCAUCAGUCACCUAUGGAAGCGACUAUGUCAACGGCGAGGCAUCAAAGUAAAGCUGUCGUCAGCCCAGCAUGCAGAGACUGAUGGCCAGACCGAGAUCAUAAAUAAAGCCAUCAAGACGUAUCUCCGGAACUACGUCGACUACCUACAGGAUGACUGGGUAGACUACCUGCCCGAAGCGGAGUUUGUCGGGAAUAACAGUGACCACUCAGCGACUGGGAUGAGCCCGUUCUUUGCUGACUUCGGAUAUCACCCUCGAAGUGGUGCUGAACCGCCAGGGACCUAUGAGGGGCGAGGGAAGGCUGAGGUAGAGACUGCAGACCGCAUCAUCAAGCGCAAUGAGGAGAUAAACGAAUGGCUAAGAGAUCAGUUGGCAUGGGUCCAGGAGGAAUACGAGCGACACGCAAAUAAACACCGGCAGCCACACCCAGAAUAUAGAGUUGGGGAUAGAGUAUUUGUCGAUGCUAGGCACUUCGCUGCCGAACGACCCAGCAAAUCCCUAGGCCUUAAGAAUGCGGGCCCAUGGAGGAUUACGAGAGUCAUUGACAAUAAGGCUUACGAAGUAGAGUUACCGGAUCAUCUGAAAAAGGCUGGUCUUACCCCAAUCUUCCACCCGUGGAAGUUACACCUCGCACCCGAUAAGCCCUAUCCGGGCCAACGCCAAAAGCCUCAACCAGCUUUUCUGAUUAACGGAGACGACGACGAGGAACCGCAUGACGAAUGGGAAGUAUUGGAAGUAGUCGACUGUCGACAGACGAAGCGCCUAGGUGUGCAAUACAAAGCAACAUAUGUUGGGGACUGGGACGAAUGGAAUGCUGCUCCUCCGUGGCAGCCAUGGACGGAUUUUAAGCGCGCUCCAGACAAAAUCCGCGCCUUUCAUAAGCGGUAUCCGAUGAAGCCAAAACCCCCCUCGGUGAACUUAUAUCGAUCGUAA
Messenger RNA from Rasamsonia emersonii CBS 393.64, 1740 nucleotides. RefSeq lists its product as uncharacterized. The record is from RefSeq and is a predicted model, not a curated record. The transcript is spliced from 2 exons. Gene Ontology annotation, biological process: DNA integration. Bases 1 to 1740 code for a protein of 579 amino acids. NCBI's taxonomy places the organism in Eukaryota, Fungi, Ascomycota, Eurotiomycetes, Eurotiales, Trichocomaceae. Gene Ontology annotation, molecular function: nucleic acid binding.